Bactrocera dorsalis (oriental fruit fly) is the source of this 695-nucleotide messenger RNA. RefSeq names its product histone H2B.v2-like. NCBI's taxonomy places the organism in Eukaryota, Metazoa, Arthropoda, Insecta, Diptera, Tephritidae. The transcript has 5 exons. The record is from RefSeq and is a predicted model, not a curated record. The coding region runs from base 1 to 684 and encodes 227 amino acids.
AUGACUCAGCAACAACCAAAUCAGAUAAGACAAUUUGACUGCAAAGAGAAUGAAAUAAUAUUUUAUGAUUCGCAAAUUCAUUCCGAAAACAACUAUAGCGGCAGCAGCAAUAACAACAACUAUCUCAAAAGCAAUAAUAAUACCAACUUCCCCAACAGCAAUAGCAGUAACAAAACUUGUGAACGGUGCAAAUCUUUGGAGGCUAAAAUUGACAAUUUGAACACCAAAUUUGACAACAUGCUAGAUUACCUUAAAAAAAUGAUGGAAGUUCAGGCAAAGCAAGGUGUCCAAUUAAGCGUUCUUGCUAAUAAGGACGCAGAUAUGAGGAACUUGAGCAAACUCUUCCCUAUAAAAACCAUUGAAGAAAUGGAAAGCGUCAAUAACGCCAUAAAUGAGGUGAACAUCAAUGAAUAUAUUAACGCAAUAAAACACUUAUUAAAGGGGGAUCCUGAAAAGCACUUUGAGAAAAUUAUCUCCAGAUCUAUGUGCAACGAAGUCAAUGUAGGCGGCGUCCAUGGCAAGAUUUGCCUCAAAAAAUAUACUUCCUUGUAUAAUGCGAUUAUAAGUGGAUUGUCGGCGACGUCAGAAAAGCCCGAUAAGCAACUAUCGAAAUGCCUCCACAUUGUUAAAAAAAGGCUAUAUAGAUUGACCACAGUGAAAAAACUAAAAAUCGGAAAUAACUAAUAUAAUUAACA